AUGACCGCGACAGCUAAAAUACUCACCACCAAUGAUCUGAUCUGUGAUGCCAUUGACGCAAUUGUCAUUAAGCCAAAAGGCGAAUUCAUUGCUGGUGGAACAACAUCAAUCGUUGAGAUUUUACCGUCAGGCGAUGUCACCAAGACACCGUGGAGGGGUAGCGUCCGCGAGAGCGAUUGCCAGAAGGAAAUCCUCAUUGAAGCCAAGAUAUAUAAGAAGCUCGGUGAUCAUCCCCGCCUGGUGAAGAUGAAGCACUGGGACCCCAACACCUUCACUUUGACUCUCGAAUAUAUGCCAAAUGGACACUGA
This is a messenger RNA of Fusarium pseudograminearum CS3096, 309 nucleotides long. RefSeq lists its product as uncharacterized. The coding region runs from base 1 to 309 and encodes 102 amino acids. The record is from RefSeq and is a predicted model, not a curated record. The transcript has a single exon. NCBI's taxonomy places the organism in Eukaryota, Fungi, Ascomycota, Sordariomycetes, Hypocreales, Nectriaceae.